CGGGCGGGGCGGGAGGCCGCGGGGACCCGCACUGCAGCAGCCGCGGUCCGCAUGGGGCUCCCGGUCCCCGCCGCGCCGCUCCGGCGGCCACACGGCCCGCGGGGAGGAGGGCCCCGCGUCCCCCUCUAGGUCCCCAGGGACCGAGCCGGGAGAUCCCCGCUCCUGCCCUCCCCUCGCCUCCCCCGCGCUCGCCCGGCCCGGGAGGAGGAAACGCGAGCCGCGCGCAGACACCACCUCCGCCUCCUCCUCCUCCUCCUCCUCCUCCUCCUCCUCCUCCUCCUGCUCAGCCGCCGCCGCCGAGCCUGUUGCUGCUGCCGCCGCCAGACCCGCGGGAUCCCCGGCCCGGGGAAGAGGCGGGAGCCGAGCCCAAGGCCCCCUCCCAGCCCUUGCGGCUGGAAGCAAGCUGCCAGGGGGGCGCGAUGGACGCCCCGCCCGCCCGGGCCGCCCCCCAGCGGCCCCCCAGCACCUGAGCGCCCCGCGCCCGCAGCACAGGCUUCUGCACCAGGAGCAGGCCAAUUAGGUUGCUGGGUCUGCCUUCAAGAAGCGUGGGAACGUGUCGCUGAGUUUCCAGACCUUUCCCAAGAUGGAACCAAUCACAUUCACGGCGAGGAAGCACCCGUUCCCUAAUGAGGCCUGGGUGGCCUUCAGCCUCCAGCUGGUGGGCUCCUUGCCUGUGCAUUCCCUGACCACCAUGCCCAUGCUGCCCUGGGUCGUGGCAGAGGUGCGCCGGCUCAGCGGGCAGUCCUCCAAAAGGGAACCCGGUACCAAGCAAGUCCGGCUUUGUGUCUCGCCCUCCGGACUGAGGUGUGAACCCGAGCCAGAGAAAACGCAGCAGUGGGACCCGCUGAUCUGUUCCAGCAUCUUCGAGUGUAAGCCUCAGCACGCUCACAAACUGAUCCACAACAGCCACGACCCCAGCUACUUCGCCUGUCUGAUUAAGGACGAUGCGGCCAGUAGGCGGAGUAUCUGCUACGUGUUCAAAGCUGAUGACCAAACAAAAGUGCCCGAGAUCAUCAGCUCCAUCCGCCACGCCGGGAGGCUCGCCCGCCAGGAGGAGCUGCACUGCCCCUCGGAGUUCGACGACACGUUCUCCAAGAAGUUCGAGGUGCUCUUCUGCGGCCGCGUGACCGUGGCGCACAAGAAGGCACCGCCGGCGCUCAUCGACGAGUGCAUCGAGAAGUUCAACCACAUCAGCUGCAGCCGGAGGGCCGAGCUGGACCUGGCGGCCCAGGACCCCGCGGCCAGCGGCCCCGCGGCCACGCUCUCCUUCACGGACCGGUUCCGGGCGGCGCUGCAGCCCGCGGGGCCCCCGGAGCAGGGCCGCCGGCCGAUGCGCAAGUCCUCCUCGCAGCCCGGCCUGCGCUCCACCGCCUGCAGGAGGGAGUUCCAGGACGGGGGCCUGCGCAGCCACAGCUUCUUCAGCUCCUUCGAUGAGAGCGACAUCGAGAACCACCUCAUCGGUGGACACAAUAUUGUGCAGCCAACGGACAUCGAGGAGAAUCGAACUAUGCUUUUCACGAUUGGUCAAUCGGAAGUUUACCUCAUCAGUCCUGACACCAAAAAAAUAGCAUUGGAGAAAAAUUUUAAGGAGAUAUCCUUCUGCUCUCAGGGCAUCAGACACGUGGACCACUUCGGGUUCAUCUGCCGGGAGGCCUCGGGAGGCGGCGGCUUCCACUUCGUCUGUUACGUGUUCCAGUGCACAAACGAGGCUCUGGUGGAUGAAAUCAUGAUGACGCUGAAACAGGCGUUCACGGUGGCUGCUGUGCAGCAGACCAGAGCGCCGGCCCAGCUGUGCGAGGGCUGCCCCCUGCAGUGCCUGCACAAGCUCUGCGAGCGCAUCGAGGGAAUGAAUUCUUCUAAAACCAAACUAGAACUCCAGAAGCACCUGACAACGUUAACUAAUCAGGAGCAAGCAAUGAUCUUUGAGGAGGUGCAGAAAUUGAGACCGAGAAAUGAGCAGCGAGAGAAUGAAAUGGUUAUUUCUUUCCUGAGAUGUUUAUAUGAAGAGAAGCAAAAAGUUCACACCCAUAUUGGGGAGAUAAAGCAGACGACACAGAUUGCAGCAGAGAAUAUUGGAAGUGAGUUACCAUCCACUGCCACUCGGUUUAAGCUGGACGUGCUGAGAAACAAAGCAAAAAGGUCUUUAGCGGAGUCUCUGGAAAGUAUUUUGUCCCGGGGUAAUAAAGCCAGAGGUCUUCCGGAACAUUCUGCCAGCCUGGAUCUGGACUGCUCCAUGUCUAGCACGUUAAAUAACACCAACAAAAUUUCCCGGGAUCCGUCUGAUCUGUCUGUCUGUCUGUCUGUCUGCCGCCAGGAGCCCUCCGUGUGUGACAAGGAGGCCUUGCCCGCGUCCGAGAGCAGAACCAGGCUCCUGGGCUCCUCGGACGACCCGCCGUCCGGGGCCGUGGAGAGCCGCCCCGCGGAGGAGCCUGCCCUGCUCUCCCCGCAGCUGGGCCAGCGGAGGCGGGCGAACACGCUGAGCCACUUCCCCGUGGAGAGCCCGGAGCCCCCGGAGCCCGCCCAGGACUCCCCGGGGGGCUCGCAGAGGAAGCUUAUGAGGUACCACUCCGUGAGCACAGAGACGCCUCACGAACGAAAUGGGAACCAUCCACCUGUUGACGAGUCUAAAAGUUGCUCAGGUCCUUCAGUUCCUGCUCCUCCACCUCGUCUUAACCCCUCCGCCUCCUCACCAAAUUUUUUUAAGCACCUAAAACAUAGCCCGAGCGGAGAACCAGGCGGGAGUGCCGUGCCCAAGAGCACCUCCUACCGCAGUGCCCUGCGGAGAAAACUCCACUCUUCUUCCUCUGUGCCAAAUUUCCUAAAAUUUCUGGCUCCUGUAGAUGAAAAUAACACCUCUGACUUUAUGAGCACAAAAAGGGACUUUGACUCCAAAGCCCACCACCUGGGCGACCCCAGUGGGACCCCCGUGAAGACGCGGAGACACUCGUGGAGGCAGCAGAUAUUCCUCCGCGUGGCGACCCCGCAGAAGGCGAGCGACUCGCCCAGCAGAUACGAAGAUUAUUCCGAGCUGGGAGAGCUCCCGCCGCGGUCUCCGUUAGAGCCGGUGUGUGAGGAUGGACCCUUUGGCCCGGUCCCAGAGGAGAAGAGAAGGACGUCUCGCGAGCUCCGAGAACUGUGGCGCAAGGCGAUUCUGCAGCAGAUCCUCCUCCUCCGGAUGGAGAAGGAGAACCAGAAGCUCCAAGCUUCCAAAAACGACCUGCUGAACAAGCGCCUGAAGCUCGACUACGAAGAGAUCACGCCUUGCCUGAAGGAAGUGACGGCGGUGUGGGAAAAGAUGCUGAGCACGCCGGGAAGGUCCAAAAUCAAGUUCGACAUGGAGAAAAUGCACGCUGCUGUUGGGCAAGGUGUGCCACGCCAUCACCGCGGCGAGAUCUGGAAGUUCCUGGCGGAGCAGUACCACCUGAAGCACCAGCUGCCCCCGAAGCAGCAGCCCAGGGACACGCCGUACAAGGAGCUCCUCAAGCAGCUCACCUCCCAGCAGCACGCCAUCCUCAUUGACCUCGGCCGAACCUUCCCGACGCACCCAUACUUCUCCGCCCAGCUGGGCGCGGGGCAGCUGUCGCUGUACAACAUCCUGAAGGCCUACUCGCUCCUGGACCAGGAGGUGGGGUACUGCCAAGGCCUCAGCUUCGUGGCCGGCAUCCUGCUGCUGCACAUGGGCGAGGAGGAGGCGUUCCACAUGCUCAAGUUCCUGAUGUUUGACCGGGGGCUGCGGAAGCAGUAUCGGCCCGACAUGAUUAUUCUACAGAUCCAGAUGUACCAGCUCUCGCGGCUCCUGCACGACUACCACAGGGACCUCUACAGCCACCUGGAGGAGCAGGAGAUCGGCCCCAGCCUCUACGCCGCGCCCUGGUUCCUCACCGUGUUCGCCUCCCAGUUCCCCCUGGGGUUUGUGGCCAGAGUCUUCGAUAUGAUCUUUCUUCAGGGAACAGAGGUCAUCUUUAAAGUGGCUUUAAGUCUGUUGGGGAGCCACAAGCCCUUGAUCCUGCAGCAUGAGAACCUCGAGACCAUAGUUGACUUCAUAAAAAACACACUACCCAACCUGGGCCUGGUGCAAAUGGAGAAGACCAUCAAUCAGGUAUUUGAGAUGGACAUUUCUAAACAGUUACAAGCGUAUGAAGUGGAGUACCAUGUGCUUCAAGAAGAACUUAUUGAUUCCUCUCCUCUCAGCGACAACCAAAGAAUGGACAAAUUGGAGAAAACCAACAGCAGCUUGCGCAAACAGAACCUUGACCUCCUGGAGCAGCUGCAGGUGGCAAAUGGUAGGAUCCAGAGCCUGGAAGCCACCAUCGAGAAGCUCCUGGCCAACGAAAGCAAGCUGAAGCAGGCCGCCCUGGCCUUGGAGCUGGAGCGGUCCGCACUGCUGCAGACGGUGGAGGAGCUCCAGCGGCGGACCGCAGAGCUGAGGGCACCCCCGCCUGACCUCACGCAGCCCUAGCCCACGGGCGACUGACAGCAUCUCACCAGGGCACGGCCCGAGGGGACGCGGGACGCCAUCCGACACUGUCCAGGCCUUAACCGAGAGAGACAGAAGCUGCUGGAGGGAGAGCGUGAAGCGCAGAGCAUGCUUCUCAGGGAGGAGACGGGCUCGCCAGCACGCGGAGUCCUCUGGAUUGAAACCUGCGGAUCAGGGGGAUGCGUGUCCCCGAGUUUUUGUUGUUGUUUAGGUUCCGGUGGGUUCUGAUGACUGUAAUCAGUAGAUUUAGACGGCAUGGACAUGAAUAAAUGCACUUUUAUGUUCUUUUUUCAGUA
Molecule: messenger RNA, 4773 nt
Organism: Pipistrellus kuhlii (Kuhl's pipistrelle)
Lineage: Eukaryota; Metazoa; Chordata; Mammalia; Chiroptera; Vespertilionidae
Gene: TBC1D1
Product: TBC1 domain family member 1
Exons: 22
Coding region: 584-4459 (1291 amino acids)
Source: RefSeq, a predicted model, not a curated record